UUCUAAGAAAUGGCUGACUUCAUAGAACAUUUCCGACAAUAUAAACUGGAAAUACAGCAAAGACAACCAAGCUUUGAAAUGAUACAGAAUAUAUGCUCCAGAGAAGAGAGCUCAAAAGAUAUAGAUAAACCCCAAGAGGCUGAGAAUAUCCCUUUAGAAUUUAAUUCCAUGAACCCUUCUCCUCAGAUCGACCAAGAUAGCAUCGAAUAUGGAGCGAAAGAGUGUAUAAUUCCUAUACUUCUUGUUCUUGCCAUGGCCACAUAUACAGAGAACUAUGAGUUCCUUUUUGGAAGUAUAGUAGCGUUUGCUUUUAUAUAUUCAAAGUUUUAUGAGUCAAUCCCAAACCUUUUCAGAAACUUUACCUUAGCCUUUAUUUGAGGAGUAGUUUUAUACCUCUCAAAUGGAGAAUAUUAUCAAUUAGCAGCAAUGAUGGUACUGGUAUAUGCUCCUUUUCAUACACUUUUGAAAGAAUACUCCGGAAGUUUCAAUCUAGUAGACAUAUUCAGUCUUUUGGUUUUAAAUUGAAUUUUCUUGAUCUUUUGGGCUGAAAAUUUUUGGAAAUACUGGCAAAUUGGAAUCCAAAACAAAGACUUGGAUGAAUAUGAACCUUUUGAUGGGGAUCAGCUGAACUCUCUCGGAGAUAUUCCUGAAGUUCUACUUUAUUUCAGCCCAUAUGUCAUCCUCAACUUUUCUGGAGUUCUCUUUGGAAUAUCUUUGUGAAUAUCAUCUAAAAACAGAAAAAUAUUUUAAGGCAUAUUGUCUAUGCUUUGUGAUUGUCUCAACUAUGAUUCUUUUCUGAGUAAUGGGGGCUGUCAGUCUCCUUUCCUCUUCAGAAUUUAACAUAUUGACCUUCUUGAUGUCAGAACUAUCCAGGAUUUUAACAAGUGGAGUCUUUUGGUACAUGUUCUUUUGACUUCCAUUAUGACUGAUAGGUAUUGCCAAGUACACAGGAGAUGAUGUCUUCAUGACUAGGAAACUUUUCCAUUUCACUGCUCUGGCUUUGUUCUUACCAGCUGUGAUAGCUAACCAGAAAAUCAUGGUUUUUGGCUCAAAUCUUGCUAUAGUGCUUUUUAUAAUCAUUGAGUUCAGUAAGAAAUAUAGUCAUGAGAAAAGAAUAGGGAUGGCCUUGUUUUGUCCCAUCUCUUCCUCCUCCUCGGAUGCAGUAUUGGAACAAUCGCAAGUUAUAUCUUGUUAG
This is a messenger RNA of Moneuplotes crassus, 1195 nucleotides long. NCBI's taxonomy places the organism in Eukaryota, Ciliophora, Spirotrichea, Euplotida, Euplotidae. The record is from the annotation of a GenBank genome assembly.